GCCAGGGGUUAAAGGUUGAAAGGGAUUGUAUGUAAAAGAGAGAGACGGACACAGGGAAAGAGAGAUUGUACACAGAGGAGGAGUGGGACUGUUCUCUCUUCAUCAUGGAUUUAUCACCUGGGGUUUUGAUCCUGUGCUCGCUGUUAGCUUCAGUGGCUGGCCAGGCUGCUGUCGUCACAGUGGAGCCCCGGACUGCCACUGUGCGCCAAGGGGAGUCAGCCAGCUUCAGGUGCCAAUUGAGCGGCGGUGCACAGCCAGUCGGUCCCAUUGAGUGGAAGAGAUCCAAUAACCAAGCAUUACCAGACAAUGCUAAGCUCGGUCCUGGGGGCUCUGUGCUGACGAUUGUUAGCGCCCGACCUGCAAACCAGGGCCAGUACCACUGCAAGGCGGGCAGCUCUGCAGGCCGCGGCUCUGCCACAGCUCUGCUCAACGUCAAAUUUGCUCCCAAAGUGCGGCUGACACCAGCAGGGCCCCUGCGGGUCAGGAUGGGCGACCCCGUGUCAGUGGAGUGUCGCGCCACAGGCAGGCCACGCCCCAAGCUGACCUGGAAACGUCAAGGCUCCACCCUGCAGCUGGUUACCAGCGAGGCAAAUGACGUCAACACCAUACGGUGGCCUGCAAUUCAUCCAGAGGACUCAGGGGUUUACAUUUGCCAGGGUGUAAACAACGAGGGGGUGACGGAGGUCAAGGUUGAGAUCGUUGUUGAGGGGGGGCUGGGAGCACCGGUGGCUUCAGUGGGUGCCACAGAAAUGACAGUGGUUGAGGGACACACUGUCACAAUGGAAUGUCAGGCCAGUGGCUCCCCUCCUCCUGUCAUCACCUGGUCCAAGCUCCGAGCCCCGUUGCCAUGGAAACACACAGUGGCCAAUGGAGUUUUGACACUGACCAGCGUGGGGCGCCAGGAUUCAGGACAGUACAUCUGUAAUGCCACCAACAUGCAUGGCUACAGCGAGGCGUACGUGCAGAUGGAGGUGGAGAGCCCUCCGUACGCCACCUGCCUGCCUGACCAGGUGAGGCUCCAGCCCGGCGACUCCCUGAGCGUGCAGUGCCUCGCCCACGGCUCUCAUCCCAUUCGGUUCGAGUGGAGCCGGGUGGGCAGGACGAGCCUGCCUGCGGGUGCACACAGCACGAGGGAUGGACAGCUGCUCAUCGCUCACGUUAAACUGAGUGACAGCGGAACCUACAAAUGUGUGGCCACCAACCACAUCGGCUCCAGCGAGGCACUGGCCAAAGUCAUCAUAAAAGCUUAAUCCACUGUGUUCGCACAAUGUCUGAUCAACAAACCAUCUAUGCAGCGCUGACAACCUCUGCAGGCCUGGUGUGAAGCCACCAAGACAGUUAAUACUGAGAAAUCAGACAAAAUGAUAUUUAAGAGAUUCACAUAUUUUGGCAUUUCAAAGUGAAACGUAUCAGCGCUGUUCAAACGUUUGGUUUUAUUGUGAAUAUUCAGCUAAUUUUGUACUUUUAUAAAAAACUGAUACUGUUCUUAUUGUUGCCCAUGUCUCAUAUCGGCCUUCACAAAGCUUUUCUCUCAAACCAUGUGUGGAACAGUCUGUGUGUGGGAGUUUGUUCUGCUGGAAUGUCUCUGGACCCCGUCUUCCUCCCUUCAUGUCAUUUAGGUCCAAAAACCAAAAGGAGGGCACAAAACAAACAAAACCUGGUCUGACAGAAAAGCUUUUAUUCAGCUAUUAAAUGUCAAAACAACAAAGACUAAAUUAAAUAAAGGUUCAUUUAAUUCAAAUGAA
This is a messenger RNA of Acanthopagrus latus (yellowfin seabream), 1745 nucleotides long. Its product is annotated as basement membrane-specific heparan sulfate proteoglycan core protein-like. The transcript has 8 exons. The record is from RefSeq and is a predicted model, not a curated record. Gene Ontology annotation, biological process: cell-cell adhesion. Lineage: Eukaryota; Metazoa; Chordata; Actinopteri; Spariformes; Sparidae. Gene Ontology annotation, cellular component: cell-cell junction; membrane. Bases 105 to 1250 code for a protein of 381 amino acids. Gene Ontology annotation, molecular function: cell adhesion molecule binding.